UGCAGUGGAACAGACAGAAAGCUGCUGCAGCGACGUCCCACCAUUCUGCAUCACCAGAAAUCAACACAACAAUAAUCAAUAAAAGCAGGGACUGACUAAAGAGCUGUUCCACCAUUUUUUAACCUAACAGAGUGAAUCUUUUGUCUGAUUCCUUUAUUUUUUUUUUCAGUGUCGUUGUUUCGUCUCACACCACUGGAUCUGUGCCUCCUGUACCUCCUGCAGCAGAGACACAAUGACCAGCAGCCUGCAGCUUCCUGUAGACUAGGACCAGAGUACGCCCUGCCUUUAGCUUUUGUUCAAUACUUACCUCCGUUUUCACCGUCUCAUGGCCACGAGUCCCAGCGUCGCCCAGCCGUCCAACAGCACCAUGGCGGAGUCCCAGCAGCCUGAACAGCCAAUCAGCAUGCAGCAAGAAGGAGAGGCCAACCACGCUGCCGUUACCUGUCAACCAACCAGCGCAGAGCAACAAGCCCCGCCCACGACGUCACACCCUGCUGAUGCCAAACAAACGGAGGAAAUGGAACACCUGACAGUAAUCAGUGACAACACGGAGACCAGUAAUGGCAUCGGUCCUGUGAUGGUGGACACGUCUCCCACAGUGUCCUCUGUGUCGCCCAAGCUUCAUGCUAAGCCUGGUGGCCAUGCUAACGGCCGGCCUGGUUUGGGCAGUCGGUCUGGCUCGUUGGCGGCGGGCUCCCCCAGGCCGUCGCUCACCCGCCAGCCCAGCGCCAUCACAGAGGCCACUGUGGAUGGGUCCAAGCCGAGAGAUUACCUGCUCCUGGCCAUCCUGUCCUGCUUCUGCCCACUGUGGCCCAUCAACAUUGUAGCCCUAACCUUCUCCGUGAUGUCCCGAAACAGUCUACAGCAGGGCAACGUGGAUGGAGCUCGCCGUUUGGGCCGUAAUGCCAUGGUUCUGUCUGUCGUCUCCAUCUUGGGAGGGAUAGCCAUCAUCACCGCAGCCAUCAUCCUCAACUGGGGAUGAUGGCGACACUGACUUCACGACCAACAUGACACCGUUUUUUCUCAACUCCCUGAAGCACUAUCGUUCUCAAGCGCCUGCACCGGAUGAAAAACAAAAAUCUAUUCCUGUUCUUUGCUGUUGUUUCUUGCUGCACGACGAGCAUGGUCUGCCUGACGCUCUACCUCCGACACAACCAACACUCCCCGACACGACGCCCUGUUUGGAUAUUGAUUAGGAGAAAAGGAUGGAUCACACAACACUCAUUUCAUUCUGUGGUAACAGCUUAUCUCCUCAUCAGACCACUUUCUCCCAUCGAUGAACAAGUGUUGUCGUGGAAAUGCACAUCGGUCUGUAUGGAAAUGGGAUUAUUCUGACCUCUGAAUGAGUCUACAUGCAACAAGUUUAGUGAUGGUGCAAACUUUUCACUUUUUGAUGCCAAAUAAUUAGAAAUGUGGUGUUUAGCUGAACUGAAACUGGGACAAGUUGCUGCUGAUAGUUCAGCAGGAACCUAAAGAUGAACUGUCAGAGUCUUUGUACUGCAAGAGUGACUUGAGUUUCAUCACCCAACUGUUCCUGUUGGUGUUUAUGGUGCACAUACAUAAAGAUGGACACACUCAUGAUGCUGCUGCUGCUGCUGCUGCUGCUGCAUGGUGAUCAGAGAGCUCAAGUUCUGACAUCACUUUCUGUUUGUUCCACUAGAUUGUAUAACUUAAUACUCAUUCACGGUUCUUUCCUUUUUCUGUUAACUUUCCAUAUUCUCAGACAAGUCAGCUCCAAUACAGCAGCUGAUAUUAGAAAGUGAUUUGUAAUUAAGUCAAACAAUGAUUACUCGAGCACAGAGAAAACUACAGCUCCCAUGAAAAUGUUUUUACUUACGUCAUUGUAACUUGGUUUAAACCAUAUUCAAGAAACUCAUCAGCUGCUCUUCCAAAAUUCAGUUUGCUAGCUGUAACCAUCUCUUCAGCCUUGACAUUUAGCCAGCAAGCACCCAGGGCUUAUGGAAAAUGUUUAUUAAAGGUCACUAAAAAAAAAAAAAAAAAAAAUUAAAUUAACCCCAACAUUAGAUUGCUUUUCAAAAAAAAAUACUGUCCUCAUCAACAUUUGGAGCACUCCAAACAACAUGCUGUUGAGAUUGACCCUGUUCCAAGGUUGGAUCUUUAGUUAUUAUAAGUGUUACAAAUGUCAAUGGGAUUUUAAAUGGGGUUUCACUUCAGCGCGCUGUAACUCCUCAGUCAUGGGACAUAAUACAGAACUAUUACAAUGAUAUUACACUGUUGAGUUAAAGAUAUGACAGCUAAAUCACAAAAUUUCCAAUUCUAGUUCAGCUAGGAAGUCUUCACUCCUCUCCUGACUAUCUUAAAAUGAGAUAAAAAUGAUUGGAAUGAUUUACCAUCUUUAACUAUAAUUUGCGUUUGAGCUGAGCUGUGGUUGUUGAGAUGUCUGAGUGCAGUUCAUGGCCUGUAACUGAGUCUGUCUGGUUUAAACAUAUUAAAUUAUUCCCUCUGACCACAGUAGUAGGAUAUGAAGUGAUGGGCAAAGAUCUGAGUUCCUCUUCCACCACUGGCUGUGGAAAAUCCAGCGUCUUUUCAUGUUAUAAUUUUUAAAGUAUACUUCUGUCAUUUUUACAGUAUGAACACAGCACAUAAUCAAAACCUGCGUAGCAGCAGCACUGGGAACACAGUUUCAUCGGUAAUAUCAAUACUUAAAUCAUCAAUCUGCCCAUCAUUAAUAUGAAGGUCUGUGAUUAAGCAGCACAAUUUAUAGGUUUUUUUAUGGCAUUUGAUCAUUUAACAAGCCUAACAUCUGUGUUUUUUCUUGUUGAAGUAACCUUAUGGGCCAUAAACAUGUCCUGGGACAUAUUAAAUUAUAAAAAUAACUCACUGGAACAAAUAGUUUUUAGUGGCUGGGCGUCUGGCUGAUGAACAGCUUGAUUUUUACACAGUAAACCAUAACCAUAGAGCUCAUCUCGUCCUUGUGAAGUCAGCGUUUUCUCAGCUUUCAGAGCCUCAGUGUGAGGCUGUGCCAAACACCAGGGUGUGAGCCAACCUGCACAAAAACAGCUUUCUCUUUUUGUUUAAAUGUGUGUGCUACUAGGGCUUUGUGGACAGAUUGUUUCGGGGGAAACUUUAAGGAAAUAAGCUGUUGUUAUGGAAGUAAAUCAUCUCUUAUAACCUGUGCAUGUUUACAGUAUUUAUUACAGAAUGAUUUUACAUAAAACGGUAGCCUCAUUUAGCAGGAGAGCUAAUUGAGUAGCACUUUGUAAAUAAAUAAUAUGAUAAAUUAUAGUAUGUGUGCCUGUUAAAGCCAUCCCCCUUUUUCUCUUUUUCAUGGAGAUGUAACUGACCAACAAAUAACUUGCGGCCAAAAAUACACAUGGGUGUUUUUAUAGAGGACAUCGCUGCUGUGAAAAUAAAGCUCCACUCAAAGGGACAAAGCAGUGGCAUGUUUGAACUUUGCACCAAUCAGACGGUGUCUGGAGGUGAGGUCAGGUGAGGUCAGGCUCAGAGGUGGGGAUGGAAGUACCACUCUCACCUUCACUCCGCCUCAACCCACUCCUUUACUGUAUGUAGCAUGCCUGUUUACUAAUCACAUUAUGCAAAACAAUGGUCCCAGCUCGAUGUCAGUAUGAAUGCUAGCUUCCCUGAGUUUUGCUAUGGUUGUAUACUUGUACACGGUUUUGUAUGGACUUUGCUUGCGCUACCUCUCAGAGUUGCCUACAGUGUUUUAUCAACUGCGCCUCACAUUGUUCCACUUUGAUGAUUUUAACUGACUGUUCAAUAUCUUGUGCUAUUGUUUGUAUUUUCCUCUGUUGUGUUUCUAUCAGAGAUUUUUCACAAACUAACAUUCUAAUUAUGAUAUUAAUGUUCAGGGUUUUAAUUGUUCUUCCCACAAAUCUUUACAGUUAUCUCGAAUUCAACCGGUACAAGUUCUGUAAAUAGUAAACUUCUAUAAUAUACUUACAAUAUAUAUAUUUACACGCAAAGAUCAGUUCCAAGGAAGAUUUUUGGUUUUCAGCAGAGACAAAUGUAUCGUCAUAAAUCGGUUCAUAUGAUAUCUUACGAAAAUAUACACACAACGGUUUGUGUGAUAUCUUACGAAUUAGUGCCCCAGGGAUGACAAUAGGUACAGUACUUAACCUUAAGUUAUGUACUUAACGUGAAGUAAUGUGGGUUAGGUUUAGGAAAAAACAUGGUGAGGAUGUACCUUAAAAUAACUCUAAGAUCAGUUGAUUUCACACAGUUUCGAACACCCGCCUCCUGGGGUAAAGUCCUGGAAAGUCCUGCGUAUUGUGACCCAUCCACCAACCCAACGUGCCUCCUUACAUGGACUAAUUCCUUCUUUCUCCCCUCAGCGCAAAGGUCACGUGAUCACAACCUUCCCAGUUCCAUGGGUUAUGCACGAAUUACUGGGUUAUGAUUACGGAAGAUACGAAUUGUGGUGCAUUACUUUUUGUAGGUAUACUUAUGAACAGUGCAUUAGAACAGCCUGCAGAGAAUUAUCUUUGAUAAUAAGUAUAUAAUAAUAAUGAUAAUAAUAAUAAUAAUAAACAACUUUUAGUGCAGAGUUGGGCUGCUACCUUUCAUAUGAAACUCAAACUAGCGUUUGAAUGUGGGAGAUCAUUAAAUAUUAAAUCUGUAACGACAUUUUCAUAACAGUUCCCCACCAACCCACGCUCAAUGAACACUCCCCAAAAAACACAAAGUAAAACAUGUCCUGGAGAGGAAAAAAAGACUUAACCUGUGCAUACAAAUAAAGAAGUUACCACUUGGAUUUUAUGCAGUUAUGUUUUAAUUUUGGACAGAAAUAUGUGCAUAUACAUGGGAUUUUGCCCACUGAAUGAAUGUGUAACGAAUGUUAUCUUUACACCUUUUAUACAUGUUAAAAUGUUUGAUUUUCUGUUAAAAGCUCAUAAUUUACUAUUGAUGUGAGAGUGUAACUUGAUCAAUUGUGUUCACUAAACGUAAGGAUUUAUUUUUUUUAAUUUCCAAGGCACCUUUGAGCCUCCAUAAAAAAUGGAUCAAAAUAAAGAGAUGGAGCUAUAUGAGCGGUAAAAAAACCCCGAUGCAUUUGAUAAAUAUACUUAAGUCCAGUGAAGUCCCAAGAUAAGCCCAGUAUCAUUUCAAAGUGUAUAGCAGACCAGUAAAUAUAGCGUAGUAGAGAAAAUAGUGGACACUGUAAGCAUGAGUAGACUGUCAGCCAAAUUCAUUAUGUCCUUCUCUUGAUAUUGAUUGCUAUCUCCUGACACGAACUCUUUUUGUGCCUGUGCAUGCCUUAAAUUGACUGCUUUAUGAAGCAUACAGAAUGAGAAUGGGUGUACACAAAUACAUUUAUCAACGACAUUGUUGAUCUUGAUUACUGAUGUUGAGUAUUUGAUCAUGUUUGAA
This is a messenger RNA of Epinephelus moara (kelp grouper), 5346 nucleotides long. Its product is annotated as trafficking regulator of GLUT4 1. The record is from RefSeq and is a predicted model, not a curated record. Lineage: Eukaryota; Metazoa; Chordata; Actinopteri; Perciformes; Serranidae. Bases 326 to 982 code for a protein of 218 amino acids. The transcript has 5 exons. Gene Ontology annotation, cellular component: membrane.